Molecule: messenger RNA, 1705 nt
Organism: Bombyx mandarina (wild silkworm)
Lineage: Eukaryota; Metazoa; Arthropoda; Insecta; Lepidoptera; Bombycidae
Product: SH3 domain-containing lethal (3) 05822
Biological process (GO): endocytosis; plasma membrane tubulation; actin cortical patch localization
Cellular component (GO): mating projection tip; Rvs161p-Rvs167p complex; actin cytoskeleton
Molecular function (GO): protein binding; lipid binding
Source: RefSeq, a predicted model, not a curated record
CAUAUAUUACAUUGGCUGCUUGGGAGUUUAACGUUAUUUUAGUAAACAAUCAAUUUAAGGUGCUCCACAAACUGCAGUUCCGCCCAAUCGGACUAUUGACUUCAAUCGAAAUGUUCACUUUGAUGAGGAUGAAGGGCCCUACUAGACCUGCCCCUAACGUGCCUGUGAAUGGAGUGCACCGCUACUGUCCAACUACUAAUUGGGAUAAUGAUCCGUUUGGUGAUGUGUUUGAACCUACUCCACAUGUCCAGAAGAAAAAGCCUCCCCCAAGACCACCACCACCCAGAGUAAUAAACAAACAACCUGAUAUUCCAGCUAAACCUUCCCAUUUUAUUAGAAAACCAAAUGUGCUUUCAUCUUUACUAUCCCGUAAAAAUAGACCAGUUAACAAUCAAAAUAUUAAGCUACAGGGCAUAGUAUCUGACUUUGAAUGUGAAUUGGAUUCAAAUAAAAUGUUUCCAAAAUGUGAACCAAAGAAUAUACAGACUGGUGCUUUGAUCGACCUAUCUUCACCACCCAGUUCUCCUACAUUUACUACAAGGUCUAGCAGCGAUGGUUUAAGUGUGGACAGCUUUGGUUCCGAUGCUACAACAUCCACUAGUCAUCAAAAUGCUCUCAACGGAAACUCCUCACAAGCCGAAAGUGGUUUUGAAGAUGAUUUUGAUCUAUUUAUGAACACAAGGAAGAAUGAUACAGUCGAUGAUAUGACUGUGAUUGAUCCUUUUUCACCUCAACCAGCUAAACCACUAAUAAUGAAAAAACCAAUGUUAAUGAAAGAUCCAUUUGAUUUAACAAGUAUUAAUCUACAUGCCCAAGCUCCUUCAUUGAAAGGUCCAACAAUUAUCAGAGCAAAGCCCGCCAGGCCUAAACCACCAGACAAUGUAGUACUAUUGAAGAAUAGUUUAGGCGACAACUUCUCUGUCACCAAAAUGAAUGUUAACAUGACAAAACCUCUACAAAAAGUGAACCAAUAUUCAGAUAAUUAUGAUACAAAAUUGAAUUGGGAAGAAAAUGAUGUUGAGAGUGAGGAUAGAGAAGGGUCUCCACCAAUGCCCACAAUACCUCCGCCUCCACCACCUUUGCUAUCUGAUGAACCCACACCUUGGACUGACUCCAUGAAUUUUGAAGAGCUAAUUUCAGAAGACGAUCCAUAUGCAAUUGCUCUCUUUGACUACUACACUGAUCACCCAGACGACUUGUGUUUUUCAGCCAACACCAGAAUCAAGUUGAUAAGGCGAGUGGACCACGAAUGGUUGUUUGGACAAUUAAAAAGCGGAGUCGAAGGCAUCUUUCCCUCGAACUACGUGGAGAUCAAGGUACCUCUUCCAAACGACGCUGCUUCUCUGAGACCUUCGAUUGGAACUGCAAUAGCUUUGUACAACUUCGAAUCCAACGAGUUUGGGGAUUUACCCUUCGUGCCAGGAGAUAGUAUAACAGUACUCGAAAAACUCAACGACGAAUGGUACUAUGGCGAAUGUAACGGAAAGAAAGGGCAGUUCCCCGUUAACUAUGUCCAAAUGAGUUAACUAAGGGACAACUGUUGUUGUGAUCUGUGUGAUUGUGAUUUAUAUAUUCCCUAGAGGUUUGUGAUAUUUCACUAGACUGGACCGUUGUUUUUUUAAAACAUAUCGACGCUUGAAAGGCAAACGUGACUAAGCGACAAUAACUGCUUUGUACAUAAAUGAUAGGCAAUAAUCAUAUUCGA